AUGGAAGACGACGAUGACAUCCCGUACGCUACGCAGCAUUCAAUUCACGUGACACUAUACUCACAUACUUAGCCAAUUGCCUGCCGAUACUCUCCAGCUGCUACAAGAUUUCCAAAGCGAGAAGGAUGCAAGAACCAAGCAAUUUGAAGAUCUCAAGACGGCUGCUGAAGAUGAUUUCCAAGCCGGCAAAGGAAAGCUUAGCAUGGACCUCUUUGGCGAAGACUGGAAUGCCUCACAGUUUUGGUAUACCGAUUCAACGGCUGAAGCUCUGGCCCGGCAGCUCUUAGAAGGCGCCACAGAGCAGUCUGCCAUCGCAGUAGUGUCGGCUCCCAGCGUUUACGUUGCCCUCCGGAACAUCCUCGCCGAGGACACCUCAUUACCCCGACCGAGACUGUGCCUGCUCGAGUAUGACUACCGCUUUCAGGUGGUCGGCACAGACUUUGUCUUCUAUGAUUACAUGAAGCCGAUACGCUUCUUCAGUUCAAAUUUGAAAGGCCAAUUUGAUCGGAUUAUCUGUGACCCGCCUUUCCUGUCAGAAGAUUGCCAGGUAUGUGUCUCUGGACCCACCAGCUGAUUUAAACUUCUUCUCUAAUGAUCGACGAUGUUCAGACCAAGGCAGCGUUGACCGUACGAUAUCUCGCGCGGCACUGGGCACCGUGCAGCGAGGAUGGAUUGCGCUUCAUAUCCUGCACCGGGGAGAGAAUGGAGUCAACAGUGCUGAGAUUGUAUGGGAAGAUCGGGGUCAAGACGACAGACUUUGAACCAGAACACAGCAAAGGUCUCAGCAACGAAUUUCGAUGCUACGCAAAUUUCAAGGGCGAUGCGUGGAAGUGGCGGCAAUAG
Molecule: messenger RNA, 843 nt
Organism: Lecanosticta acicola
Lineage: Eukaryota; Fungi; Ascomycota; Dothideomycetes; Mycosphaerellales; Mycosphaerellaceae
Source: the annotation of a GenBank genome assembly